GGAGACGCUGCGAGGCGGGGAGCGGAGCCGUGAGCGCGGAGCAGCGACGGGGAGCCGGGCAGGGGCGCGCCGGCGGGCUCGGAGCGAAGAGCGGGGAACUGAGCCGCGCAGAGCCCGCCCGGGCUGCGGAGGAGCGGCCGGGCAGGGGGAGCCGGGCAGGGCAGCAUCCCACUGCCGGCGGGGUAGCCGGGCGGGGCGAGCGGCGGAGUCGGGGUCCUCCCCGGCCCCGCGGAACCGAGGGGGGCGGUCUGGGGGCUGAGCCUCCCCGCAGCCCCGGGGCGGGGGCGAGGCGGCGGCGGCCCCAUGGGCGGCGGCGGGGGCGGCUCUGCGCGGGGCUCGCCCGCCGCGGCUGAUGCCGCUGUCGCCCGCCCGCGGGGCGCUUGAUGCAGGCGGCGGGGCCGGGGGAGGCGGCGGCGGGCGGCUCCCGGCCAUGUGUCGGCCGGGGGUGUGCGGGGUCCUGGGCCGGGCGUGCCUGCUGCUGCUGCCGCCCUGCGCCCUGGUGCUGGCGGCGGUGCCCGGCUCCGCGUCCCACCCGCAGCCCUGCCAGAUCCUGCGGCGCAUCGGGCACACGGUGCGAGUGGGGGCUACCCACCUGCAGCCCCGGGCCGCCCCCGCCGCCGCCGCCUGGCCCGGGGAGGCGGCGGGCGGGCGCCCCGAGGGGCCGCGGGGCCGGCGGGCGGGGGGCGGCGGGGGACAGCGGCGGCCGCCCCCCUCGCCGCGGGACGCGCUGCUGCUGGCCGUGGCCAACCUGAACGGCGUGCCCGGGCUGCUGCCCUACAACCUGUCCCUGGAGGUGGUGAUGGCGAUCGAGGCGGGGCUGGGCGACCUGCCCCUCUUCCCCUUCUCUUCAGCCAGCGCCUCCUGGAGCAACGACCCCGUCUCCUUCCUGCAGAGUCUCUGCCACACCGUGGUGGUGCAGGGGGUCUCAGCCAUCCUCGCCUUCCCGCAGAGCCGUGGGGAGAUGCUGGAGCUGGACUUCGUCUCGGCGGCGCUGCGCAUCCCGGUGGUCAGCAUCGUGCUGGGCGAGUUCCCCCGGCGGAGCCUGAACCCCCUCCACCUGCAGAUGAGCUUAGAAAACUCACUGAGUUCUGAUGCUGAUGUCACUUUCUCAAUCCUUGCGAUGAACAACUGGUACAAUUUCAGCCUGAUGCUGUGCCAGGAGGAGUGGAACAUCACAGAUUUUCUCUUCCUCACGCAACAGAGCUCCAAGUUCCACCUGGGGUCCAUUAUAAACAUCACAGCAAACCUCACGUCAACCAGUGACCUUCUGAACUACUUGCAGUUUUAUCUGGAGAGCAUCAAAGACACAACGUCGACCAUGGUGAUGUUUGGGUGUGACAUGGAGAAAACGCGGAGGAUUUUCGAGAUAACCACGCAGUUUGGUGUGAUGCCUCCAGAGCUGCACUGGAUUAUUGGGGAUUCACGGAACGUGGAAGAGCUGAGGACAGAAGGUUUGCCCCUUGGUCUCAUCGCUCACGGCAAGACAACUCAGUCAGUCUUCGAGCAUUACGUGCAGGAUGCCAUGGAGCUGGUAGCCAGGGCUGUGGCAGCAGCCACCAUGAUCCAGCCUGAACUGGCUCUCAUUCCAAGUACGAUGAACUGCAUGGACAUGGAGGAGAGGAAUAUCACUUCAGGCCAGUAUUUGUCAAAGUUUUUAGCCAACACAACUUUUGAUGGUCUCAGCGGCCACAUUAAAGUUAAGGGCUCAUCCAUUGUCAGCUCAGAAAAUAAUUUCUUCAUCUGGAAUCUGCAGCAUGACCCCAUUGGAAACCCAAUGUGGACACGCCUGGGGAGCUGGCAAGAAGGGAAGAUCAUCAUGGACUAUGGCAUAUGGCCAGAACAGGCACAGAGACAUAAAAGUCACAUGCAACACCCCACCCGACUGCACCUGAGGGUGGUGACUCUGAUUGAACAUCCCUUUGUCUUCACAAGGGAUGUAGAUGAUGAAGGUCUUUGCCCAGCAGGGCAGCUGUGCCUGGACCCAUUGACCAAUGAUUCAGGUGUGCUGGACAACCUGUUUGAAACCCUCCAAGGGGGCAAUGACACUGUCCCCAUUGAGCUGAAGAAGUGCUGCUAUGGCUACUGCAUUGACCUACUGGAGAAGCUGGCUGAGGAUAUGAAUUUUGAUUUUGACUUGUACAUUGUUGGGGAUGGAAAAUACGGUGCCUGGAAGAAUGGCCACUGGACAGGACUGGUGGGAGACCUUCUUGCUGGUACAGCUCACAUGGCAGUGACAUCAUUCAGCAUCAACACUGCCCGAAGCCAAGUGAUUGAUUUCACCAGCCCCUUCUUUUCAACCAGCUUGGGGAUUUUGGUGAGGACCAAAGACACUGCAGCUCCUAUUGGAGCCUUUAUGUGGCCACUUCACUGGACUAUGUGGCUGGGGAUAUUUGUUGCUCUUCACAUCACAGCUGUAUUCCUCACCUUGUAUGAGUGGAAAAGUCCUUUUGGAAUGACCCCUAGGGGAAGGAACAGGAACAAAGUGUUCUCCUUCUCCUCUGCCCUCAAUGUCUGCUACGCAAUCCUGUUUGGAAGAACAGCUGCCAUCAAACCCCCAAAGUGCUGGACUGGAAGGUUUUUAAUGAAUCUCUGGGCUAUUUUCUGCUUGUUUUGUCUGUCGACAUACACAGCCAACCUAGCUGCUGUCAUGGUGGGAGAGAAGAUCUAUGAAGAACUUUCUGGAAUACAUGACCCAAAGCUCCACCACCCGUCCCAAGGGUUCCGGUUCGGCACGGUGCGGGAGAGCAGCGCCGAGGACUACGUGAGGCAGAGCUUCCCGGAGAUGCACGAGUACAUGCGGCGCUACAACGUCCCUGCCACCACCGACGGGGUGGCCUACCUGAAGCACGAUCCAGAGAAACUUGAUGCCUUCAUCAUGGAUAAAGCACUCUUAGAUUAUGAAGUGUCAAUAGAUGCUGACUGCAAGCUCCUAACUGUGGGAAAACCCUUUGCCAUUGAAGGAUAUGGCAUUGGUCUUCCCCCCAACUCUCCGCUCACCUCAAACAUCUCUGACCUGAUCAGCCAGUACAAAUCCCAUGGCUUCAUGGAUGUUCUGCAUGACAAGUGGUACAAGGUUGUUCCCUGUGGAAAACGAAGCUUCGCCGUCACGGAGAGGUCAGAAGUGCUUGACUCUGCUGUUUUGUAUCAACUUCUCCAGCAAAACCACUUACCCAAGGCAUCUGACCCUGACCAUCACCCACUGGAUCAUUUAUGGAACGUGCACCUAGAUCAGGCUUGGAAAGAGCACUGCAGUGAAUUUCACUUUACCCUCUCCACUGCAGACACUGCAGAUGGGGAUAAAGCAUUUCUCAGGGCUCUUUGUGAUGUUAUGCGUUGGCUUUGGUUUGUCCAUUCUCACCACUAUUGGGGAACACAUAGUGUACAGACUGGUCCUGCCACGAAUCAAGAAGAAAUCCAAGAUGAAGUACUGGCUCCAUACCAGUCAGAGAUUACAUCGUGCUCUGAACAGUUCAUUUAUUGAGGAAAAACAUCAGCCUAAGAAAAAACGAGUAGAAAAGAGGGCCCAUGUGGGGAAUAGCCAGCAAGCGGUGUGGAACACAGCCAGCCUGGGCAACUGCCACCGAAAAAAAUACAUCUGCACUGAUGAGGGGCAAAAUGAGGUGACAAUCCAUCAGCACCAGGACAUCUCCCUGCCACAGGGGAGGAGAGAGACUCCGCCUUCCUUAACCACCAACGGGAAAGCAGAGUCCCUCAACACUGCGAGGACCUCAGUGCUGCAAGAGCUGACAGAGCUGGAGAAGCAGAUCGAAAUCAUCAAGCAGGAGCUGCAACUUGCCAUGGACAGGAAAUCAGAGCUGGAAGAGUAUGCACAGACAAACAGAACUGCAGAGCCCUAGGCCAGCAUAUCUGUGCCCUUCCCCUUUUCUUCCUUUCUCCCCUUCCUGUGUAAAAUUUGUAACACACUUUUGUAAUGCCAGAAAGGGGUGCAAAAAUAAACCAGGCAAUAAGCUGUUCCGGAGAGCAGAAUUGCAGCAGCCCACAGCCACUGCCACCCUCCUGAGUUCCCCUCCUUUCACAGCAAGUUUCUUAUUCUCCUGGAAAACACCAGCCAUUCCCAAGGGACUGGAGAGACAAGGAGCAUCCCAAUGAGAGUUCCUCGUUUCUCCACUUGACAAUACAGUGAGGUUUCACUUUUUUAGCCCUUUCUGUGCAUUAAUUAAAAAAAAAAAAAAAGAUACAGAAAAAAGGUUUAAACUGUUCACUGGCGUAUGUCCCUUUGUUGGUACAUUUUUUGUUGUGUUCUGUGUGGGUCUAGUCUCUGUUCAUGUGAAGGCUCCUCAUGGAUGCCUCUUUAGGCAGGUGCUGUUCUGUGUUGGUAGUCCCUUCCCUCCUGGCACAGGCUCACAAGACAAAUUCCUAAUGUCAAACCCACCACACACCAUUCCCUCAGCUCUGUCAGCACAAAUUGGAGGUGUGGCUGCUCUGAGGCUGUGGUGAAGGAACUCACCCAGCUUAAAAUAACUUGGCAAAAACCAAACCACCAGUUCUGUCUGCCUGUGAGCCUAGGCUGGGCUUCCACUCCCUCCCAGGGAGAAGCUGUGCAAAUACUGCACUGACAGGUGAAGGGAUGGAUUCACAGUGGCACAGGACAAGGAUGAGAAGGGAGAGGGGGCACUACUGUAAAUCAGUAUUUACCUCAAAAAGUGAAAUAUUUGCUAGUGUGAAACGACUCCCUUAAUAUUGUCUGUCUUACGAUGACAAUAAGGUCCUUUCUCAAAGAUGAGCUGACUAAAGGGGCUCUGGACCAUGAUUUAUUCAGAUAUCAAAGUCCCAUCAAUACCAAAAGCAGUCACCAAAACCACUCUGUGGAUGAAGAAUGAGAAUUGUGGUUUCUGAGGCAAUGUACUGAAUGGAGCUUGCUCCCUUCUGGGUGAUGAGGGGAAGGAAGGGUAAGCUGUUCAGCAUCUGAAUAAACACUGCAUCAACCUAA
Messenger RNA from Passer domesticus (house sparrow), 4951 nucleotides. RefSeq names its product glutamate ionotropic receptor NMDA type subunit 3A (gene GRIN3A). The coding region runs from base 353 to 3481 and encodes 1042 amino acids. Lineage: Eukaryota; Metazoa; Chordata; Aves; Passeriformes; Passeridae. Gene Ontology annotation, biological process: monoatomic ion transport; ionotropic glutamate receptor signaling pathway. The record is from RefSeq and is a predicted model, not a curated record. Gene Ontology annotation, cellular component: plasma membrane. Gene Ontology annotation, molecular function: NMDA glutamate receptor activity. The transcript has 10 exons.